GAGAUACAGGAAGCGGAUGAGCCUCUCUCUCUGUCUCUUCCCCCCGCCCUCCAUCUGUGGGAGUCGCGAGCGGGCAGGAAGGCGGGCGCCGGGCGGCGGUUGGUGAGGAAGAGGAGCAGGAGGAAGAGGAGCAGGCGGAGGAGGGCUUUCCUGUUUUGAGGCAAGGGCUGGCAGGGAAGGAAGGAAAGAGGGGAAAGAAAGGUGUGGCGUCGAAGUCGAAGGAGCCAUGGCUUGGAGCGGAUGCGGGAGCCGGGGCUGAGUGCCCUCUCAGCUCAUGGAAGCCACCCCGGCGGUGGCAGCAGCAGCAGCAGCAGCACCAACAGCAGCCCAAGAGGUCGCCGCGGCUCCUGAAGGGCCCUUGGGAGAGGACGAAGAGGAGGAGGAAGAGGAAGGCGACGACGACGACGACGAGGAGACAACACCGGUCGUCUACACCAUGGAGAACAAGCCCAUCGUGACCUGUGCUGGUGAUCAGAAUCUCUUCAGUUCUUUGUAUCCCAUACUUUCCCAGCAGCUUCCAAGAGAACCAAUGGAAUGGAGGAGGUCUUAUGGACGUGCUCCUAAGAUGAUUCAUCUAGAAUCUAAUUUUGUACAAUUUAAAGAAGAACUACUACCUAAAGAAGGAAACAAAGCUCUUCUGACAUUUCCUUUUCUUCAUAUUUAUUGGACAGAAUGCUGUGAUACUGAAGUUUACAAAGCUACAGUAAAGGAUGAUAUCACCAAGUGGCAGAAUGUUCUGAAAGUUCACAGCUCUAUGGACUGGUUAAUUGUGGUGGUAGAAUGUGAUGCCAAGAAAAAAAACAAAACAAAUAUUCUUCCACGAACAUCUAUAGUAGAUAAAAUAAGAAAUGACUUUUGCAACAAGCAGAGUGACAGAUGUGUGGUACUGUCUGACCCUUUGAAAGACUCAUCUCGCUCUCAAGAAUCCUGGAAUGCCUUCUUGACAAAACUCAGGACACUGCUUCUCAUGUCCUUUACCAAAAAUCUAGGUAAAUUUGAGGAUGAUAUGCGAACUUUGAGGGAGAAGAGGACAGAACCAGGAUGGAGUUUUUGUGAAUAUUUUAUGGUUCAGGAAGAAUUGGCCUUUGUCUUUGAAAUGCUGCAACAAUUUGAAGAUGCUCUGGUGCAAUAUGAUGAGCUGGAUGCCCUGUUCUCACAGUAUGUUGUCAACUUUGGUGCUGGUGAUGGGGCAAAUUGGCUGACCUUUUUCUGCCAGCCAGUGCGAAGCUGGAAUGGGCUGAUUCUUCGUAAACCAAUUGACAUGGAGAAAAGAGAACUGAUUCAGAACCAGGAAGCUACUCUGUUAGACCUGCGCAGUUACCUCUUUUCUAGGCAAUGCACAUUGUUAAUCUUUCUUCAGAGGCCAUGGGAGGUGUCUCAGCGAGCACUAGAACUUCUCCACAACUGCAUUCAAGAGCUAAAGCUCCUUGAAGUAUCGGUUCCUCCUGGCGCUUUGGACUGUUGGGUUUUUUUGAGCUGUUUGGAGGUUUUGCAGAGAAUAGAAGGUUGCUGUGAUCGGUCUCAAAUGGAUGCCAAUGUAUCUCACAUGGUUGGCCUAUGGAGUUACGCCACUGAAAAGUUGAAGUCUCUGGGUUACUUGUGUGGGCUUGUGUCAGAAACAGGCCCCAAUUCAGAAGAUCUUAACAGAACAGUUGAUCUCCUAGCAGGGCUUGGAGCUGAACGCCCUGAAACAGCCAAUACAGCACAGUCUCCUUAUAAGAAACUCAAAGAGGCACUAUCAUCUGUAGAAGCUUUUGAAAAGCAUUACUUAGAUCUUUCCCAUGCCACAAUUGAGAUGUAUAAAAACAUUGGAAGAAAUCGGUCAGCAAAGCUUGUUGGAAAGGAUCUGGCAGAGUUUUAUAUGAAGAAGAAGAGUCCCCAAAAGGCUGAAGUUUAUCUUCAAGGAGCAUUAAAAACCUACCUUGCUGAAGGAUGGUCCUUGCUCAUUACGCAUACACGGAAACAAUUAGCAGAAUGUCAAAAACACCUUGGACAGGUUGAAAACUAUCUCCAAACGAGCAGUCUUUUAGCUGGUGAUAAUAACUUAACGGAAGAAGAACGCAAACACUUUUGCCAAGAAAUACUAGAUUUUGCCAAACAGCCCUCUGACGAAGGCCAGAAAGUUAUACUGUCAAUGCAUUCCUUUGCACAGCUGAAGAAUCUGCAUUUUGACCCUCCUAAUGCUUUGGUCCAUGUGGGUGGAACACUAUCUAUUGUACUGACACUGGCAAAUCAGAUGCCUAUCUCAGUGAACGUGGAUCAGAUUGCAAUUAAUGUCCAUUUCAGCAUUGAAAAAAAUAGUUACCGGAAGACAGCUGAAUGGCUUACAAAACACAAGACUUCCAAUGGUAUUAUCAGCUUUCCAAGUGAAGUUGUAGGUCUCUCUCUGGCAAGAAGUAGCUUGCCAAUGCUGGAGUUGUAUGAGAUGUAUGAAAAGAGCCCCUCGGAUAAUUCUUUGAACACAACAGGCAUCAUCUGCAAAAAUGUGCACAUGCUGUUGCGAAGGCAAGAGAGCAGCUCUUCUCUGGAAAUAUCCACAGGGCUGACUCUGGAGGAUGGUGCCCACAUGUUAAAAUGUAGCAACUUAAUACUGGAACCAGGGGUCAAUAAAAUAACUUUCAGAACCCAGGGCAAAGAACCUGGGACAUACACACUCAGGCAGUUAUGCAUUUCAGUGGGUAAAAUGCAGUUUGCCCUUCCCCACAUUUACCCAAUUGUGCAGUAUGAUGUCUACUCUCAGGAGCCACAAUUAAAAGUUGAACCUUGUACUGAUAGUCUUUUGGCUGGGAUUCCUCAGAAGAUAAAAUUUACAGUUACGACUGGCCAUUACACCAUAAAGAAUGGAGAUACUUUACAGCUAAGCAAUGCUGAUGCCAUGCCAGUCUUGUACCAUCCAGAGAGCAAAGCUGUGAUUUACUCAAACACUAAAGAAAAGACAUCAGAGGCAUCACUAACUAUUCAGUCAUCUGAGAAAAUCACAAGCAUCAACUUACCAAUGGCUCCUGCAUAUCACAUGAUAGCUUUUGAGCUUGAAGUUUUGUACUUGCCCUCAACCCCAAUAUGUAUGAUGGAAAAUGAGAAUCUACCUAGUAAAGAACCUAGGAGAAAAAGCAAAGGGAAAGAGAUAUCUCAUAAUUGCAUGGCUACAAUUGACCAAAAGGUAACCAUUGAUUGUCCUUGGUCAAUUUACUCCACCAUUAUUGCUCUUACAUUCAGUAUACCCUUUAAGGCCAAACAUUCCUUAUUAUCAGCAGGCAAAAGGAAAUAUAUACAAGUUUGUGUGCAGAACAUGUCAGACAUCUCUUUUCAGUUAUCUGAGAGUAAUCUCAAAAGUUCUGAAAUUUGUACGGAUUUAAGUCUUGAACCUCUAAAUUCCAAAACUGAGCAGCAUAUUCACAGCAAGCAAGCAGUAUUUUUUAUAUGGGAAUUAAAAUGGGCAAAGGAACCUCCAUCCUCCUUGCAGUGCCAGUUCUCAAUGAGCUUUUGCUCAGCACCCUCUGAGGAGCACUCACUUUCUCUGAAGCCAUACACUUAUGAAUUCCAGUUGGAAAACUUUUUUACAUUAUACAAUGUGAAAGCUGAGAUUUCCCCCCCAUUGGAGACAGAAUAUUGUAAAACCGGUUCACUCUGCUCAUUGGAGAUACUGAUAACCCGGCUUUCAGACCUUCUUGAUGUUGAUAAAGAUGAAGGGUUAACAGAAUCUGAUGGAUACUGUACGACAAAAUUAAUGUAUGAAGUUGUAGACAACAGCAGUAACUGGGCAGUCUGUGGAAAAAGCUCAGGAGUAAUAUCUAUGCCAGUUGCUGUUCAAGCAACCCACAAAGUCCACAUGGAAGUAAUGCCACUUUUUGCUGGAUAUCUCCCUUUCCCAGAUGUCAGACUGUUUAAAUACCUCCCACAUCAUUCUGCUCACUCAAUGCAGCUUGAUGCUGAUAGCUGGAUUGAAAAUGAUAAUCUCUCUGUGGACAAGAACAUGGAUGACCAAGCUGACAGCAGUAGCAUCAAGAGCAGGGGCAGCAUACAUUCAGCAGCCAGUGCCGAACAUAAGGGGUUGCCGAUGCCCCGACUUCAGUCCUUUUCCCCUGGACAAGUUUUCAAUUCCAGCUCUGGCAUGCAAAUCCUUGUUAUUCCCAGCAAGGACGAUCAUAUUCUGGAGGUCAAUGUCACAUGACAACUCUCUUUUGCCGUGUAGAGAUAUGCACAUGAAACUUGAACAUGAAUGCACUUUAAGGGAUCAUAACCUGAUCAUUCUUCAAUGAAACAUUCUAACGCUAGCAAGGUCUAUGACAACUCAACCCUCUCUGGCCUUGGAAGCAUCGGACCGUUGUAUCGAUUUAAAUGUACAGUGAUGCCUGUGCUGAUUAGUUUAUAUCGCUACUUUGGGGUGUUUGUGUAAAAUGGAUUUUGGGUUUAUUUCCCCCCUAUGUCAUCUCACUGUUGAAAUAAAUUUGCUUGCUGCAGUUGGUUCUUUUAAAUUAGAGCAGUUUCCAAUACUGCUAUUUCCUUGGGAGUAGUAAUAUGUUCAAACAAAUAUUUCAGCUUGACAUACAGCAUAAGCCUUGCAGUGUGGUUGCUGAUGACUGAAAUGUGUGCCUUUCUUGUCACACGUCUGUCUGGUUUCCUGGACCAGGAUAACUUUACAAAUCUCUGUAUAAUAGAAUGGAUGAUUCUUUAAUCCCAUAGCUUUCUGCAAGAUUUUAAAUAGCGUGUGUAUAUAUUUUCUUGAAGACUUAACUUCUGUGCCUUGGGAUAUAUGAAACUUAUUAGCCCACUAGCACUCUUGAAUUCAUCCCAUAUAGAGAGCCAUUACUUAAACUCACUGAGGGGAAAUGUACACACAUACACACUUACCUUGAGUAAUGAAGCGGCACAUAAGUGGUUAAGUCCAUAAAGGUUCACUGGACUAAGCUUUCCCCCACAAGAUGGAUACAGAAAUGAUUACAAGUCACUAUGCUGAGUCUGACUAAAUCGCUUUUUUAAUGCAGCAUUUCAUGUGUUAUUUUUAAAUACCAAAGUUUGUUUUUUCCCCAACUUCUGUUAACUUAUUAUGGACAACAGAGCCAUAUGUGUAUUUGCACCUUAUCCUAGAAUAAUUUUGAGAAGCAUCAGAUAAAGGCAAGGGUCACAGACUUUUCCGGUCAGGUUAUGGGGAAAUGUAAGGUCCUGUUUAAACUUCUUUUGGUCCAGCAAACUGCAGCUACACCAUGCCAACUGAUUAGUUUUCAGUUGUAAAUUUACUGUCAAAUGAUUAUUUUAAAAAGUCUAAACUAACCUAAUUGAUGUAAUGUUUGUGUAUAAUUUGAUCCACAAAUCAAGGACAAAAUAAAUGUGUUUUUAUUGGUGUGAAAGUCAAAGCUUGUAAAUAGGUCUAGUGUGUAGAACCUUUUCCAGUUCUCAGAAACUAUGUAUUUUUGUACAUAAGCAUUUCUCUAAAAUUAACUGUUAGAAUUCUAGCUGCUGUCCAUGCCUUUACAGGCUUACACUAUUACUUUUUUCUUGCAAUAUAUGUAGCCAUUCUGUGAGCACUCUCUCAUUCAUAUGAACAAACUUUGUAGGAAUGAGAAUCCAUGAUGGCUUCCAUAGAUUUUAAUAUCGCAGGGGACAGUAAGACAGUAAAAAUACACAUCCCUCAGAUAAUUUGUUUUUGUGUGACGUUUGCAUUCCAAUAUUGUGUGUCUCUUGUUAAUUCUUGAUGAUUUUAAUAGCAAUUAAAGUUUAUUUUAGAAGCAGUAAAGCAAGUCACAUAUUUUUAGAGGCAGUGAAACAAGUCACACAUUUCCAAGUUUCCAAUAAACUUCUCAAAGUAUAUUGAUGUUGAAAUUUGAUAAUAUUUAAAAUAGAAAUGGAAAGUUGUUUUUGCCCCAGAUUAGGAAUUUGCACUUGGAUUUCUGUAUUAUUUUAGUUAUGCUCUUGAAAUCACUACUGAAGGUUGGGUGGCUGUUCCCCCCUUUAUUUGCCUAGGAAAUAUGCACAAGUUCUGAAACACAUUUUCAGUAAAAAUUAAUGAGAUCACAAAAUGUCUGUACGCACUUCAGCUUCCUAUUUAAACUAUAGAAUUUAUUUAAACUGGAAAUAGUCUUAUAUUAAAAAUUGUGAACAGAUGUUUGAAACUAAAAGUGAAUUUUGAACAUGAUGAACAACUUGAUUUCCUGUGAAAACUCUUAAAAGCAAGAGGUUUCUUUAUGAAUUGCUAUGGAUAAGUUUUUUCCUGCAUUGGUUUUCAAACAUUUUCACAUUUAUACUGAAAUUAUGGACUUCAGUAAAAUACAACAGAUGCAUAGUCUUAAUUGUUAUUUGAUGAGAUACUUGUGUAUAGAAGGGAAGGCUUCUGGGUGAACACUGUAAAUAAUUGAUUCAAUAUGUCCUAUCUGAAAAAAAAUUACAGAUGCUAUUUAUAGAUAUCUUUCAAGCUUGUAAAUACCAAAUGAUUUAAAGGAGUAUAAUUUUUGUGAAUUUCACAGAUUUAUUCGUGACUGGAAAAAUUAACUCCUCUGAAAAUUGUUGGACUUCAUGUGAUAUUUCUGGAAUUUCCUACUUGCAGUUCUAUAAAAUCCUUUUAUACUUCAUAGAGGAUUAAGUUAGAAAAGCAAAUAGGAAAGAAAAGAUAUCCAGAAACACUAUUACCCAAUUUUAUUUCUGAUUGAAAGUGGUGCCAUAAAACUUGGGGAAUAAACUGUCAAUUAAAAAAGCUAGUGAUAAAGUGAAUAAAAAUCCUGAGUAUUUUAAAGAAA
Molecule: messenger RNA, 6731 nt
Organism: Anolis carolinensis (green anole)
Lineage: Eukaryota; Metazoa; Chordata; Lepidosauria; Squamata; Anolidae
Gene: trappc10
Product: trafficking protein particle complex subunit 10
Exons: 23
Coding region: 275-4171 (1298 amino acids)
Biological process (GO): intra-Golgi vesicle-mediated transport; early endosome to Golgi transport
Cellular component (GO): TRAPPII protein complex
Source: RefSeq, a predicted model, not a curated record